GGUUAACAAACGCUGAUUAGAGAUCAUAAUAUGGAAAAAGAUAAAGAUAAACGCUGAUUAACAAACGUUUUAUGAAGCUUGUUAAAGAUAAAAGAUAAAAGAAAAAAAGGAAAAUUACAACAGCAAUAUGGAAACUCUAGCACCACACCUACAAAUAUGCAGCAAUAGGGCAAAGCUUUCUACUAGUCGAAAAAACCGAAAGCCUCUUAUUACUUUGUUCAAAUCACUCUGCCUUCAGAAGAUUGAUUAAGCUUCGUGUUCUCCAAACAAUCAUCAACGUCAUGUCUUUGUCUUCAAUCGCCAUUCUCGUCCUUAUGUGCUUCAUGUUCUUGUCGUGUCCACUCUUUACUACGGCAACAACAACAACAACAGAUCAAGGACCUCAGCCUCGAUGCGAAGCUCACAUCUUCAACAACGGAAAACAUUACCGUUCAUGCAAGGAUCUUCCGGUGUUAGACUCGUUCCUACACUUCAGUUAUGCUCGAGAAACCGGAGUUCUUGACGUUGCUUACCGCCAUGCCAAUCUUGAGUCUUCUAGUUGGAUCGCUUGGGCCAUCAACCCGACGAAGAAAGGCAUGUUAGGCGCUCAAUGUCUUGUGGCUUACCGUAACUCAACAUCUGGAGUCAUGCGUGCUUAUACUUCCUCCAUCAACAGCUACGCUACUAUGCUCCAAGAGUCUCCUCUUAGCUUUGGUGUGUCACAAGUAUCCGCCGAGUACGUUGAUGGAGAGAUGACUAUAUUCGCAACUCUAGUGUUACCUCCUAACACAACCGUUGUGAAUCACUUGUGGCAAGACGGUCCGUUGAAGGGAGGGGAUCGACUUGGGAUGCACGCUAUGAGUGGAGAUCACCUCAAAUCCAUGUCCACUUUGGAUUUGCUUUCCGGACAAGUCACACCGACCAAAUCAGUUAAUGGAAACAUGUUGUUGGUCAAGCGAAUCCAUGGUUUAGUAAACACAGUGAGUUGGGGGAUUCUCAUGCCUAUUGGAGUUAUGGCGGCUAGAUACAUGAAGAUCUACGAAACAUUAGACCCCACUUGGUUCUAUGUACACGUCAUCUGUCAACUCACCGGAUAUGUAGCCGGUCUUCUUGGAGGUCUUGGAACAGCGAUCUACAUGGCAUAUCACACCGGGAUGAGAAGUACGGCGCAUACCGUUAUAGGGAUUUUAAUAUUCUGUUUAGGGCUCUUGCAGAUACUUGCGCUCAAAGCAAGACCGGGUAAAGACCACAAAUACAGAACAUACUGGAACUGGUAUCAUCACACGGUCGGAUACGUGGUAGUUGUGCUGAGCGUGUACAACAUAUACAAAGGGUUUGUUAUAUUGCAACCUGGAAGUGGAUGGAAGAUCGCAUACACCGCCAUCAUAUGUGCUAUUGGAGCUUUUGCAAUUGUGAUGGAGAUGUUACAGUUCAAGAAGAGAUGGGGUGGCUUGUUCGAGAAGAAACCGGAAGACCAGGAAGCUAAUCAAAGUGGUUUUGCGAACGAGAUCUCGAAUUUUGAGAAGAGAUGGGGUGACAAGAAACCGGAAGACCUAGAAGCUAAUCAAAGUGCUUCCACUGGAGUGGUCUAGUUUUAUUUCUUUUUCAUGUACUGUCUAUAAAUG
This is a messenger RNA of Raphanus sativus (radish), 1604 nucleotides long. Its product is annotated as cytochrome b561 and DOMON domain-containing protein At5g48750-like. Lineage: Eukaryota; Viridiplantae; Streptophyta; Magnoliopsida; Brassicales; Brassicaceae. The transcript has a single exon. The record is from RefSeq and is a predicted model, not a curated record. Bases 282 to 1571 code for a protein of 429 amino acids.